GAGGGCUCCUGGAUGAGAAGGCAGGAGGAGUCUGGGGUGGAUGUUGCUGGUAUUGUUCAUUGUUGGCGUAGUAGGGGCGGCUUUUAGCCGGAGGGGAAUAGACCGGAUAGCGAGACUGCUGCGUGGGAGAUUGAGGAUUAUAAGGCGGAGCCCCCGUCAUGAUGGCCGCGUGUGCCGGGGAACGCGGCGGCGAGGGUUAGAAGAUGGUGCCAGCAACAGGGACCGCGAAAGGCGAUGGGGGGUUGGAGAAGGAGGAAGGAGAGAAAACGUGUUCGGGGCGAACAAGAACCGUUUAUGAAAAACGAGGGCUGGCCAUGCGCGAAGGGGGUUUCGAGAGGAUUUAUCUCACGAAGAUCUCGAUGGGGGGCGAUCACGCGUCGGGUUGGUUGCCGCUGCUGGUCCCAGCUAUCUGCGGAAGGAAUUAAUUCUGAGAGGCCUAAAUGGGGAGAAGUGGAGAAGGAAGGCUGGAGGUUAUUGGGAGGGAGGAUGGCGAUGAUAUGAAGGCAGAAGAUGAUGGGGGGCAGAUGGAAGAAAAGAACAGGAAAGGAUGAGGUGGAAAAGGGAGGAUCGCCUCACCGGAUUGACAGGAAUCUUCGGAGGGCUCCAAAGUGCUUGUGGUGAGCGAGCCAACAAACCCUCCACGGGUCAACCGUUCCGGACAGGAUGCGACAAGAAACACAGGCCCAGCCAAGCCGUGAAUGGGCUACCCGAUCGGGGAAUGGUCCUGGGCCGGCAGCGAACACUACUUGAGAAACCCAGCAAUGUCCGUAACGGAGACCCUCUGGAUGAAUUGAUGGAGGAUUGGGAUUGAGAUGGGGGGGAGGGUG
This is a messenger RNA of Aspergillus welwitschiae, 827 nucleotides long. RefSeq lists its product as uncharacterized. Bases 235 to 501 code for a protein of 88 amino acids. The transcript has a single exon. The record is from RefSeq and is a predicted model, not a curated record. NCBI's taxonomy places the organism in Eukaryota, Fungi, Ascomycota, Eurotiomycetes, Eurotiales, Aspergillaceae.